UAGGUAAUUAACUUGCCAGGGUGGGCUGUGCGUGGGGCUUUCCUUGGGCAUGAUGCUCAUACUUCGCAGCGCUCCACAAAUUGUGCACACGCAGCGCUCUGGAAAUGAGAAGAGACAGAAAGUCAUUUCGAGGUGGCGAAAUAGGUUCUUCAAAGGAGCGCCCCAGCUAGUCUAUUGACUAGUGUAUCUGUACCGCUUUCCUUGGUUGCUCUUGGAUGCUUGCAAGAUGGUUUCUGAGGUUGUGGUACACCUUGCGACAGGGCGUGGGUAUGUUUGGAGUGCUGAUGAUGUGAAGCUGCUGCGAGAGCAGCGCCGCUUCAUUGGCGCUCUCAUUGGACCCAACACGGGCAACACCCACCAGGAGCACAUGCCCCACAGCCUGCCGCUGCUGCUGAUGCCGGAGGAAUUGCAAUUGGGCCUCAAGAGAGGCUGGUUCCUGAUUGCACCAGACCCGUUGCCGCUAGCUGUGCUGUCACAAGCCCCAGCCCCAACGCCUACCCAAGAAGAUUUGGAAAGACUCUCGGAAAAAAGAUCUCAGAGCGAGGCCACAACAGAUGCAAACACAAGCCAGCCUAAAGAACCAUCACCGCCAAAUGUACAGGGCCCUGCUACAGUACCAACGACUGUACCAGAAGCAGGGAAGCGGGCUGCAAUCAUCGACACUGAACGGAUAGCCUCCGAUCGAGUGGCAGACAACGGAACAGAUGCAAUCCAGGAUAGACAAGCAGACGAAGAAGUGUCGUCGAGCCCGUCCGCCUUAGAGAGUAGGGGAGAGGCUGUAUCAGGGGUAGAGGACGCCACAGUGGGCGCCGGUGGUGAUGCAGGAUCAGACGCUGCUGCGGCGCCCUGUGAACCGUCCACCCCUGCAUCAGCGCCUGCAAAGAAGAAGAAGGGAAGCAGGGAGGAGGAGUACUGGCUGUCAUUUGCAGGCACCAUGCAAAAGAAUGUCUUGACCAAGUCACCGGAUUCCAUAGAUGCAGCCGUGCCUGGUGUGCCCGCUCCCCCGCACGAAGAGUCGGACCGCUUUGUAGUUUACGAGGACAUGUACGUCAGAGGGUAUACCAUCACCAGUGGGACCAACUUUGGGGGCAACUUCCUGGCUUAUGCAGGUGAUCCGAUGGACUAUCACUCGGAGUUUGUGGUGCGGGUACUGUCGAAGGCCUCGAGGUUACCUUAUCCAAGUUUGUCAGCUGCAAGUCGUGUGGCUUUGACGGCUCGGAAGAAGUUUCUGAUAGCACUGGUUAGUCGGAAGGAAGGCGGCUCUGAAGGCUGGGAAAGGCAGGUCCAGUACUUUGUCAUUGCUCCCGAUCUGGUCACGGCGUCUGGGGUCAGCCGGGGACUCAGAGCCGUCCCUCCACCGCCACCUCGAAAGAGAACAUGAGAGUUCGGAGAGCAUCUACAGGUCCUGUCGAGCUUCUCGUUUGCAUUAGACACAUACGUGGGUUCUCGACAAGGAUCUUCCGAUCAGAUUUUCUGAAUAUGGAACAGCCUGCAUGGGCUUUCUCCCUUUGCCAAGUUAAGCCCAAGCCUUCUCGAU
Messenger RNA from Klebsormidium nitens, 1537 nucleotides. Lineage: Eukaryota; Viridiplantae; Streptophyta; Klebsormidiophyceae; Klebsormidiales; Klebsormidiaceae. The record is from the annotation of a GenBank genome assembly.